UCAUGGGCCGGAUUAUUUUCUACGAGGAAAGGAACUUUCAGGGUCGCUCCUAUGAGUGCAGCAGCGACUGCUCCGACCUCCACAUGCACCUGAACCGCUGCAACUCCUGCCGGGUGGACAACGGAUGCUUCGUGGUGUACGACCGCCCAAACUUCAUGGGAAAUCAGGUGUUCUUGAGGCGGGGGGAGUACUCGGACCUGCAGCGCAUGGGGAGCAUGGCGGGUAUGAUGGGAAUGUCCCUGAUGGACAACAUCCGCUCCUGUCGCAUGAUCCCCAUGCACAGGGGACAGUUCAGGAUAAGGAUCUAUGAACGAGAGAACUUUGGAGGAAAGAUGAACGAGCUGAUGGACGACUGCGAGUCUCUGCAGGAUCGUUACCUGAUGUCGGACUGUCAGUCCUGUAAUGUGAUGGAAGGACACUGGCUGAUGUUCGAGCAGCCUGGCUUCAGAGGCCGGAUGAUGUACGUGAGACCCGGAGAGUACAGGAACCUGCGCGACAUGAGCAUGAACAACAUGUCCAACAUCAGCUCCAUCAGGCGCAUCAUGGACAUGUGCUGAUGGCAGUUCUUUAAGUCAUGAACAUCUUUUGGAACAAUAAAUUAAAAAAUAUUUUGAAA
Labrus bergylta (ballan wrasse) is the source of this 616-nucleotide messenger RNA. RefSeq names its product gamma-crystallin M3. Gene Ontology annotation, molecular function: structural constituent of eye lens. Lineage: Eukaryota; Metazoa; Chordata; Actinopteri; Labriformes; Labridae. Gene Ontology annotation, biological process: lens development in camera-type eye; visual perception. The record is from RefSeq and is a predicted model, not a curated record.